Giardia duodenalis is the source of this 1017-nucleotide messenger RNA. Its product is annotated as FKBP-type peptidyl-prolyl cis-trans isomerase. Gene Ontology annotation, molecular function: peptidyl-prolyl cis-trans isomerase activity; protein binding. Bases 1 to 1017 code for a protein of 338 amino acids. The record is from RefSeq and is a predicted model, not a curated record. Lineage: Eukaryota; Fornicata; Diplomonadida; Hexamitidae. The transcript has a single exon.
AUGUUCGAUAACAGUGCCCCAGAGCCGGCUGGAGAAGUGACCGAGGUCUUUAUGCCGACCUUUUGCAGCGAUGAGGAGCGGGAGAUAUAUAACAAGUUCAAGGAGAGCCCUGAGACCAUCGACGUCAAGGGAAAUGGUGCAAUCCUGAAGCAGGUACUUGUCGCGGGCCCAGAAGACGCAGAGGUCUGCCCGCAAUCAGACGCUACCGUAUAUGUCCACUACACCGGUAAGUUGCUGAACGGGACCGUUUUCGACUCGUCUGUUACACGAGGCCAGCCCUUCAACUUCGACAUAGGAAAUAUGUCUGUUAUACGCGGCUGGGACGAGGGCGUGUGUGGUAUGCGGGUUGGAGAAAAAUCUCUCUUCACCAUCGCUUCGGAUUAUGCCUACGGGAGCAAGGGUUCCGGAUCUAUUCCUGCAGACGCUACUCUACAGUUUGAAAUAGAGCUUUUGGAUGUGGUCGAAAAGGACCACGAGUAUCCUCAUACCAACGAGGAGAAGCUUGCUGCUGCAAAGGUUCGUCAGGAGGCAGGGAAUGCUCUUUUCAAGAGCGGAAAGUACAAAAAGGCAGCUGCCAAGUACGACAAGGGCACGCAGCUCCUGGAGUACUUCAUUGACAGCACUCCAGAGGUGGAGGAGGAGAGGUGUGUCCUCCGUGCAACCCUCUUUGGGAAUUGGGCACUCUGCAAUCUGCGCAUGAAGGACUAUGCUGAUUGCUGCUCCCACGCACGCGAAGGCAUGAAGAUUCUCGAAGAGAAGGAAGAGAGGGCGUCGAAGAACGUCGAGCUGCGUCUCAAGCUCUGCCAGAGAGUGGGGCGCGGUGCGAUGGGGGCUGGCCGCAGCGCGGAGGCCAGGAAAUAUAUAGACAUGGGCCUUGACAUUGCAAAGGCCGCCGGCCAGAACGACAAGGUACAGGAGUUCGAGAACGAUCUAAAGAAGUGCGACGCCCAAAUUGCCCUCGAGGCGCGUAAGCAGCAGGACAUCUACAAGAGGCUCAUGGCCAACAUGGGCAAGUGA